Paramecium primaurelia is the source of this 982-nucleotide messenger RNA. The record is from the annotation of a GenBank genome assembly. Lineage: Eukaryota; Ciliophora; Oligohymenophorea; Peniculida; Parameciidae.
AAGAAUACUUGAAUAUAAAUAGAAUAAAGUAAAUAUAAUUGAAUGUAAGAAAGAAAAUUAGAGUAUUUGAAAUAUAAAUGGGAACUACUUCAAAAUAGGAAAUUGAAAGUUAUUGUAAAAGAUUUGAGAAUAGAAAAUAAUGGAAAAAUGAUAAUUUAGUUCGAUUGUUACAUUUUCAUGAAAAUAGUAAUUCAAUGAUGUGUGCUGAUGUGUCUUAAGCAAUAAUAAUAGGUGAAUAUUAUUAGAUGACUUUAAAUUCAGAGGCUGAAUAGAAGUAUUUAUAGAAUUGAAUAAGUUUUACUUAAUCAUUUAUGUUUAAUGAAUCAAGAUUAUGGUUGAUUACUUAUCAAAUAGUGAGUGCUUGUGCAUUUUUAGAAGAGAAAGGAUUAUAUCAUGGAGAUUUGAAGACUUAGACAAUAUAUUUGGAUGAUUCAGAGAAUAUAAAGUUGAUAGUAAUAAAAUUGAUUAAAAUGAAAGGAACAUAGUUUCUUACCUAAUCAUCCAGAUGCAUAUAGUAAGGCAUUUAUAUUAGAUGAAUUUCAUUUGUUGCCUCCUGAAUAAUUAGAUGAAUUAAAAUAAUCAAUUCCUAGUUCUUAAAUGAGUGGAGUGAAGUGUGAUGUAUUUACUUUGGGAUUGAUAUUAUUAGAAUUAGCUGCUUAAUAAUGUAAAUAUUAUUUAUAAUAUAUAUUAAGCUUCAUCUGCUUAUUAUAAUUGGUAGAAGAAAGUAAUUGAUAAAGAGUAGGUUUAGAGAAUGUGUGAUAUGUUAUUAUGUUUGGGUUAUUCGAGCAUAUUUUAAAAGUUGAUUUUGUAGAUGAUUAGUGAAUAUGAAAUAAGGCCAACAUUUAAAAUAAUAAGGGAUGGAUUAUAGAAUUUAGAGAAAGAUAUUUUGGGAGGCAUUUAAUUUUAUAAGAAUCAUAUUAAAUAAGAAAGGAUGAAAGAAGCUAAUAAAAAAUAGUUUCAAACAUUUGGAUAAAAAAUGUGA